Lampris incognitus (smalleye Pacific opah) is the source of this 8090-nucleotide messenger RNA. RefSeq names its product tetratricopeptide repeat, ankyrin repeat and coiled-coil containing 2b (gene tanc2b). Gene Ontology annotation, molecular function: protein binding. The record is from RefSeq and is a predicted model, not a curated record. NCBI's taxonomy places the organism in Eukaryota, Metazoa, Chordata, Actinopteri, Lampriformes, Lampridae. Gene Ontology annotation, biological process: regulation of dendritic spine morphogenesis. The transcript is spliced from 30 exons. Gene Ontology annotation, cellular component: dendritic spine. Bases 188 to 6502 code for a protein of 2104 amino acids.
GAGAGCCCGGCCGGAGAAGUCUAGCAAAGAGGACCGCUGGGCAUCCCUUCUGGAGAAGGAUGGAGGCUGUGGUUGAACACAGCGAAAUGUAGCGCCUCACUGCCCUCAAAGCUGGAUUUGUGGACCUGCCCUGCUGCUGUCUACUCAUGAUUUCUUCGUAGUCUAGUCCUGGGUGUCUUCUGCAGCCAUGUUUAGGAACAGUUUGAAGAUGCUGCUGACGGGGGGCAAGGCCAACCGCAAGAGUCGCAGCAGCGAUGGUGGGAGUGAGGACCUCGCAGACCCCCGCUCGCCCAGUCUAGAUCCUCACCUGAUCCACGGCGGCCAAGGUGGCAGCAUAGACAGUGACUGUGCCUUUGAGGGAGACUACGCUGUGCCCCUGCUCUCCAUGACUGAGGGCAUGCAGCACAUCCGCAUCAUGGAGGGCGUGUCACGCUCACUGCCUUCCUCCCCACUGCUCACCCACCAAACCAUAAGCGUCCGGCUGCAGCCCGUCAAGAAGCUCACAGCCCCUCUGCGGAAAGCUAAGUUUGUGGAGAGCCCUCGCAUUCCACAAUCAGAGCUUGGCUCCCCUACACACACCUCCACCACUGCCAAGAAUCCUGACCUGGACACAUACUGCCCCGGGGAGUCUAGCCAGGAGCUGGGCCCCCCUCCGUCGGUGGAUGAGGCAGCCAACACAUUGAUGACGCGUUUGGGCUUCCUUCUGGGAGACAAAGUGAGUGAGGGGCCAGCCGGUACCCAGUACAGCAUGGAGGAACCCGAGGAAAGACAGGGACAGAACCAGAGGAUCAGUCCAUGCUCCACCCUUACCAGCAGCACUGCCUCCCCCCCUGCAGGAAGCCCCUGCUCCACCCUGCCCCCUAACAUGCCCGGCCAGGCCUGCAGCAAGGACUGUGCGUACGGCUCAGUCACCAGUCCCACAUCAACCCUGGAGAGCAGAGACAGUGGGAUCAUUGCCACCCUGACCAGCUACUCUGAGAACAUGGAGAGAGGAGGCAAAUACGGCGAGGGCUCCCGUGGGAACCCAAAGCUGUGGCAGUCACAGAAAUCAGGCAUGGACUCGUUCUUGUACCGGGUGGAUGAGAACAUGGCUGCCUCCACCUACAGUCUCAACAAAAUCCCUGAACGAAACCUGGAGAGCAUGUCCUCCCACUCUGCCCACUCCAUUCCCCUGUACCUCAUGCCCCGUCCUAACUCUGUGGCCGCUACCAGUUCAGCCCACCUAGAGGACCUUGCAUAUCUGGAUGAGCAGCGACACACUCCACUGCGCACCUCACUGCGCAUGCCCAAGCAGAGCACCACCUGUGGGCCAGGCCGCUCCGGGCAGGACCUGAGGGUGCGUUUUGCACCCUAUCGACCUCAAGACAUCGCUCUCAAACCCUUGCUGUUUGAAGUGCCCAGCAUCACUAUGGAUUCUGUCUUCACCGGCCGCGACUGGCUGUUUCAGGAGAUUGACGCCCACCUCAAUAGCUCCAACGCCAGCACUAACCGGGGCAUAGUGGUGGUGGGCAACAUCGGCUUCGGCAAGACGGCCAUCAUCUCUCGCCUGGUGGCACUUAGCUGCCACGGCACACGGAUGAGGCAGAUUGCCUCUGACAGCCCCCAGGCCUCACCCAAACAUGGGGAGGGGCUCCCUCUCACUCAACCCCAGCCCUCUCAUGGGACCCUGGGAGGAGGAAGCUGUCCCGGUACCCCCGAGAUGAGGCGACGCCAGGAGGAAGCCAUGAGAAGGCUGGCAUCUCAGGUGGUGGCGUACCACUACUGCCAGGCAGAUAAUGCUUACACCUGUUUGGUCCCGGAGUUUGUUCACAAUGUGGCGGCCCUGCUAUGUCGCUCGCCCCACCUUGUGGCCUACAGGGAGAUGCUGCUGAGGGAGCCACACCUACAGAGCAUGCUCAGUUUGCGCUCUUGUGUCCAGGACCCCCUGGCCUCAUUCAGGAGAGGGGUCCUAGAGCCUCUGGAUGCACUUUACAAAGAGAGGAAGAUCAGCUCUGAGGAGGACCUCAUCAUCCUCAUUGAUGGUCUAAAUGAGGCAGAGUUCCACAAACCAGACUAUGGAGACACCAUCGUCUCUUUCCUCACCAAAACCAUUAACAAGUUCCCUCCCUGGCUCAAACUGGUGGUCACUGUCAGAACCACGUUGCAGGAGAUCACCAAGCUGUUGCCGUUCCACCACAUCUCUCUGGACGGCCUGGAGGAGAACGAUGCCAUCGACCAGGACCUGCAAGGCUACAUCUUACACCGCAUCCACAGCAGCCCGGAGAUCCAAAACAACAUCUCCCUCAAUGGCAAGAUGGACAACACAACCUUUGGCAAGCUCAGCACCCACCUUAAGGCCCUGAGCCAGGGCUCCUAUCUGUACCUCAAGCUCACCUUUGACCUUAUCGAGAAGGGCUACCUAGUCCUCAAAAGCUCAAGCUACAAGGUGGUCCCGGUAAACCUGGCCGAGGUGUACCUGCUGCAGUGCAAUAUGCGCUUCCCUACCCAGUCGUCCUUUGAGCGGGCGCUCCCCCUACUCAAUGUGGCCGUGGCCUCCCUUCACCCACUGACAGAUGAGCAGAUAUAUCAGGCCAUCAAUUCUGGUUCGCUGCAGGGUACACUGGACUGGGAAGACUUCCAGCAGCGCGUGGACAACCUGUCAGUCUUCCUGGUUAAGAGGAGGGAUGGGACCAGGAUGUUUGUCCAUCCCUCCUUCCGGGAGUGGUUGAUCUGGCGGGAGGAGGGCGAGAAGACAAAGUUUCUCUGCGAUCCAAGGAGCGGACACACCCUGCUUGCCUUCUGGUUCUCUCGGCAGGAGAACAAGUUGAAUAGACAACAAACUAUUGAGCUUGGCCAUCACAUCCUCAAAGCACACAUCUUCAAGGGUCUCAGCAAGAAAGUUGGGGUUUCCUCAUCUAUAUUGCAAGGCCUGUGGGUGUCCUACAGCACAGAGGGCCUUUCAACUGCACUUUCUUCACUACGAAACCUCUACACGCCCAACAUCAAGGUGAGCAGACUGUUGAUGCUGGGCGGUGCUAACGUGAACUACCGUACAGAGGUGCUGAACAAUGCCCCGGUGCUGUGUGUCCACUCUCACCUGGGCUACAUGGACAUGGUAGCUCUGCUGCUGGAGUUUGGGGCAUCAGUGGACUCCGCCUCUGAGAGCGGCCUCACGCCGCUCGGCUACGCUGCCUCCGGGGGACACAUGGCCAUCGUAACCGCGCUCUGCCGCAGGAAAGCCAAGGUGGACCACUUGGAUAAGAAUGGCCAGUGCGCCCUGGUGCAUGCAGCUCUGAGGGGCCACAUGGAUGUGGUGAAGUUCCUCAUCCAGUGUGACUGGGGCUUUGGGCUACAACAGCAACAGUCACCACAGACCCAGCAGCAGGCGGCCUUCACCAAGAGUCAUGCCGUCCAGCAGGCCCUCAUCGCUGCAGCCAGCAUGGGCUACACAGAGAUUGUGUCCUACCUGCUGGACCUGCCAGAGAAAGAUGAAGAGGAAGUAGAGCGGGCUCAAAUCAAUAACUUUGACACUCUGUGGGGAGAAACGGCUCUGACCGCUGCCUCCGGGCGUGGGAAGCUGGAGGUGUGUCGCCUGCUUUUGGAGCAGGGGGCGGCGGUGGCCCAGCCCAACAGACGAGGCAUCGUCCCGCUGUUCAGCGCUGUCCGACAGGGACACUGGCAGAUAGUUGACCUGCUACUCACGCACGGGGCAGAUGUCAACCUGGCUGACAAGCAGGGUCGUACCCCUCUAAUGAUGGCCGCCUCAGAAGGACACCUAGGAACUGUGGAGUUCUUACUCGCACAAGGUGCAUCCCUUCCUCUGAUGGAUAAAGAGGGUCUGACAGCUCUGAGCUGGGCUUGUCUGAAAGGCCACCUGCCUGUCGUUCGCUGCUUGGUGGAGAGUGGAGCCGCCACGGAUCAUGCCGACAAGAAUGGACGCACGCCCCUUGAUCUAGCUGCCUUCUAUGGUGACUCUGAGGUGGUCCAGUUCCUGGUUGACCACGGUGCCAUGAUAGAGCAUGUGGACUACAGUGGGAUGCGUCCUCUGGACAGGGCAGUUGGCUGUAGAAACACAUCAGUUGUGGUAGCCUUGCUCAAGAAAGGAGCCAAGAUAGGUCCGGCCACAUGGGCCAUGGCCACCUCCAAACCCGACAUCAUGAUCAUCUUACUCAGCAAACUAAUCGAGGAGGGAGACAGCUUCUACAAGAAAGGGAAGGUGAAGGAGGCAGCUCAGCGAUACCAGUAUGCCCUCAAAAAGUUCCCACGUGAGGGCUUCAGUGAGGACCUCAAGACCUUCAGGGAACUCAAAGUGUCUCUCUUCCUCAACCUGUCCCGAUGUCGGAGGAAAAUGAACGACUUUGGGAUGGCUGAGGAAUUUGCUACUAAGGCGCUUGAACUGAAGCCAAAAUCAUAUGAGGCAUACUAUGCCAGGGCUCGCGCCAAGCGUAGCAGCAGACAGUUCCCUGAGGCCUUAGAGGACCUGAAUGAAGCCAUAAAGCAGUGCCCAAACAACAGGGAGAUCCAGCGGCUACUCCAGAGGGUGGAGGAGGAGUGUCGCCAUCUCAACCAGGAGGAGCACCAGCAACCGGAGCUUGAGCCCCCUCCCUCCCCUCCUCCUACGCCUCCCCCAGAGGAGGAGGAGUCCCUGUCAAUGUCUAUGCCUCUCCCUCCCCCUCCUGAGCCUCGUCUGGAGGACAUGGAGCCCGUCCAGGACCUGUUUGAGGACGAGGACUACCUGGAGCAGGAGCUGGAGGCCAUGUCUAUGGGCCUGCCCCCUCCGGAGUCACUCUCCAACCCAUCCAGCUUGCCCAUCAUCCAGAGCCCGCCGCUCUCCCCCACUCACCCUGACCAGAUCUACUUAUCUGGGGGCUCCCCUAUGGGCCAGCCCUAUGAAUACCACCCCUCCACCUCCUCCAUGUCCUCUCCAACCCAUGGAACCUACCAACCUUCACCCCCCUCCCUUUCCCCAACGCACCAGAACUCCCAUUACCGUCACAGCCCUCCUCACACCUCACCAGUGCAUCAGGCCUCCUACCGCUUCAGCCCCCCUCCCAUGGGUAGUGGGGGACAGGGGAUAGACCACCAAAGCCCGCCGCCUUCCCCACUGCGUCGGGCUGCUCAGUACCGAGCCAGCCCGCCUGUGGAGAGCGUUUGCCUGUACAGGUCCCAGUCUGGCUCUCCUGUGCGUUACCAGACAGAGCAGCUUCCCAGCCGUCCAAAGUCUCCCCUCUCUAAGAUGAGUAGCCAGCGAUCCUUCCAGCUGAGCUCACAGCCCUCCCUGUCCUCCCAGCACCAUCAAGCCCAGGGCCUGCGCCUGCAGCCCUCCAUAGCCCAAAUAGUCCGCACCAACCAGCCCAGCAAUAUGAUGGGCAACAGUGGCUACAGCAGCCAGAUGGGCCACUCCAUCAGUGGCCGCUACCAAGGGGGCUCAGUAGAUGUGGAGAGCCGUCUGGUGUACCAGCCCUCUAUAGAUGGAAGGUCCAUGUCUCAGGUCCAGGCCAGCCUGAGCGCUGGGGCCCUCUGUCAGCACGGGGGCCGAGGAGGGGUCAUGGAGUCAGGCCUGUUGAAGGAUGAGCUACCCCAGCGCCCCUCCUCUGCCUACCGCGCCAGCAGUGGGGGCCCGGGGGCAAUUCGCUACACCCAGACGCCCCAGAUCAGCCGCAGCCAGUCAGCCGCCUACUACCCUGUCUCUGAGCACGUGCUAGAGCGUGCCAGUGCCAUGCCCCAGUGCCAGCUUGGCUCCCCUGAGAUUCCCCAUAUGGUGAGACGGCCUGUCAGUGCCAAUACUACUGAGAUCAAGCAGCACGUGCCCACUCCCAGGCCUCUCAUUCAUUCUCAAAGUGUGGGCCUACGCUUUUCCCCCUCCAGUAACAACAUCUCAACAGGAUCCACCUGUAAUUUAGCCCCUGGCUUCAGGCCUUCCUCCUCCAUUCAGCAGAUGGAGAUCCCCCUGCAAGCCACCUAUGAACGCCCCUGUGACGACAUCUCUCCUAUUUCUCCCUCCCAAGGUGGCGGCGGGGGCCUGUACCAAGGCGAGACCACCCGCUCUCGGACAACGCCUUUCAUGGGCAUUAUAGACAAGACGGCGCGGACUCAGCAGUACCUGCACCAGCCUUCGCGGUCCUGGGCCAUGACCUCCAUGGACUCAGCCAUUAGCCCAACCUCACCUGGCCAGCUAGUCCAGCAAGGCUCCACCUACAGCCCCCCAACUUCACUCGGCAACAUCGCCUACUACAACAAGACCAACAAUGCCCAAAAUGGACACCUGUUGGAGGAGGACUACUACUCCCAGCCCCAACCCUCCUCGCUAGGCAAGUUAGCCAAUGGCUCCCGCGGUGGAGGAGACAUCCUGGAACGGGUAAGCCAGGUGCCCACCUACCCGGAUGUGAAGGUGGCCAGGACUCUGCCUGUGGCACAGGCCUACCAGGACAACAUGUACCGCCAGCUGUCUCGUGACUCCCGGCCCCAAGGCCCCACCUCCCCCAUCAAACCAAAGAGACCGUUUGUGGAGUCGAAUGUGUGAUGGUCUGUCUGUGGUUGCUGGGUUUGUUGGACUGGGUGUGUUAGUGAGAGGAGAGAAUGUUUAGAGACAUGGCAGAUGCUGCUGACCUUGGUGUAUGUGACAUGGAUGGACUCAUCUUAAGAACUCAUAGAAGACAGAGUGCAAUUCUUCUCACAGUUGACACACACACACACACUGAGGGUAUCUGAAAUACUUAAAUGAUAAAUACUACUAACAAAUGUGAGAAGUGAUUGUUUCAUUAUUAUAUUAUGUGCGCAAAACGUAAGUUACCGACAUGGGAGUCCUGCAUUCUGAUCUCAUACUGAAUCAAAGACCAGUGCACUUCCAUAAGGUUGUGUGCACAAUGUUCCCAUACGUGAAUCCUGUGUGGGACUGUGAGAGUGAAAGUUCUGGUCAUUGAACUCUCUCUGUACUUGUGGACUAUGUAUCCAUCUUCUGUUCUUUCAAAGUGUGCUCUUAACCAAGGUUGCUAGUAGGCUCUACUCUGUGUAAUACAAUAUUAUAUGUUCAAUACUGUAAAUUAGUCAGAAAAUACAAACUGCUCAAUGGCUCAGUACUUAGACAAAAAUGACAAUAUUUAUAAUUAAGUUAUAUAUUGUACAUAGAUAUACAAACAAGCAUAGUUUGCAUUUGAAUUGUAUUCUGUUUAACCCUGCCUUUGUGUCCAACUGUUAGUCAUAUAAAACUAAUGUCAAAAAAAAAAAAAAGGAAAAAAGUUUCAGGACAUAGAAUGAGGGACAUUGCCCAACUUUGAAAGAAAUAAUUACCGCCAUCGUGUCAAAACAAUUUGCUCUGAACAUGGUGUAAUACAAGCCACUAUACACUCUCCAUAUGCAGUAGGUCCUCAUUAAUCUGAACCUCUUUGGGCUGAAGAUACUUUGAACAGGUUAAACUGGAUCAUUUAAAUACGUAGAUAUUCUAUAUCAAGCUUAUUGAAUAUGAAAUGUGGUUUUAGGAGUCUGUAGACCUCUGGGUAUAAGUUACAGCCAAGUUAGUGUUAAAAUGCUUCUGUUGCGUGCAUUAACAAGAAAAUGUCAACUCAUGUUUACUUAAUUAUACAUUUUCACAAACUGGUCAGUUUACAUGACGGAGGUUCAGAUAGCUUGAGGCUUUACUGUAUUUCUUUAUUUGUUUUGCUUUAUUAAGAGAUGUCAUGAUACGCCUUAGUGUGAGGUUAAACUAACUGCCAAGGCUGCAAUCUCUUACACUUUCCCACACCUUGGCAUAGCUUCCAAACGACUUUGAAUACUUCUUGUAAAAAAAAAAAAAAAAAAAGAAGUCAUUAGAUCUACUUUUUUACAAGCUUGUAGGAGUAUAGUAUGCAGAAUUCUCAAAGCUUGUUUCUAGACGAGGGCGAACUUGUAUAAAAAAAAAUCGCUAAAAUUAGGCCAUGAGUGCAAUAUUCUCAUUUUUUUGUGCUUAAUCUUUGGAUACAAAAAUGUCAGUCAGCUUCUGGCUAUGUCAUGCAGGUUUGAUGAGAAACUGAUACUCGCUAAGCGGAUCAUAAUAUAUCCAGAGCUUGGCGAUGUCCCUCCUCUGUACUUGCUGAUGUGUUUCUGAGAGAAAGUAGGAUAUAUAUAUAUAUAUA